UAUACCAGCCGGCCUGGUUCAAGGGGGUGCCCGGAUGCUCCGUCUUCAAAUGUAUUGUCUUUGGUCAUGAUCGGUCGCGGUUGAUUUGAACGCCAGUCGGUUGGUGUGUGAGGUGCGGAGAACAUAGUGGGAACACUUUCUCCGAUUUCAAACGUAAAAAUGCCUUCAAAUUUUCCGAAACAAAUCAAAACGGCUGCAGCAGAAGAGGUGACUGACCCCUCGGCCCAUGAGGUGUGAAAGCGAGAAUGAUGAGUGCCAGUCUUCAGAAUGACGAGGUGGCAGUGCCCAGUCACAUCACAAUCACAUCAACAUUAUCAGGAUGAUCAGGUCACAGAUCGCCGAUACUUCAGGGGAGUCGGCGGAGGAAAGAUUCUGGUGUAAAAGCAGAAAAUUUCGGGCAGUACAGUGUACAUUUGUACACAGGUUCUCAGCCAAUCAGAAUCCGAUAAAUCUGUGUCGUCAUCGGGGCGUCAUCAUGAAACCGCUUAGUAGAACUUGCCAUAUAUCAAUAGAUAUUUCUGUAAAAAGAUGCUUCAAAUAACACUGUUCUCAGAUCUCCAGCUGUUCUUUCUUGUGACAUGCCUGAUGCUAUUCCUGAUGAUGAAAUAUAUGUAUAAAGUAUUUUAUUGAGUAUAUUUCUGGUGUGUUCACUGUUGCAAUAAAUCAUACAAAUCCUGAAAAUCUUUGCUUGUAUUGUUUUGUGCUAAUGUUACUCAAAUUUGAAGCAUAGGCUACAGUAUCAAAAUAUACUGGAGGAAGACCAUACACAUGAGGCAGUAUCGAAAGACAAGUCUCAUUGCAGAGAAACAUAUGUGUCUUUGACACAUUGUAAACAAUAAACAUGAUAUAGAUAAUAAAAAAUGCCCAAUAAAAUGAGUUUGAACGAUGGUUUAAACCCCAUCAUCGUCCCGCUUUCCAACCUCGUCGCUCCACGCGAGGACUGUACAUCUAGUAUUGUAAAAUAGCUACGCAAACGACAUGGACGCAAGGUAAUAAAUUUGGUGCUGAAGUCGUGUAGCGGAAUACGAAAAUGUGAUUUUUUUCUGGAAGAGUAAUUUUUUAUGAUUUAUUUGGUUGAAAUACAUCUUAUCGAAGGUGCAGAGAUAUCUAUCGAAUAUACGAAAGUGACCAUAAUGUUUCACUCCUCGUAUGCAACCCAAAAUGCGUUCGAUUGUGCCGCAAAUGUUGUUCCAAGUCAGUCGGGAUGACUUCCUCUACCAGACCUAAAACUGCACAGGUAGAAUCCGCUGAAAAAGGAAGCUAGGCCUACCGUAUACCGCACAGUAUGGACCUACACGGUUACAGGCCUUGCGAUCCAAAUGAAGGGUCUCAGAAUCCUCCUCCAAGUGCAACUACUUCAGCUGAAGAUCACAGCGGAGUUAGAACAACAAAUCAGUCGGUUUACUACCCAACCAUGCAGCACAACCUUCCUCAUAUGUCAAGACAAAUGACCCAAUAUGACCUCUUCCCAAAUUUCAAUCCAGGCAGCUUGGCUUUCAAUCACUUCAUGUAUAAUUUAAAUCAAGGUCAAGGCCACUAUCCUUAUGAGAGUCAGAUGAAUCCCAUGUCUUGGGGCUCAGGCUUACAAAGCAAUUUGAGCCAUUCAGAUGACCGUGGAAGCAAAUAUGUUGGCAAUGGACCUUCAGCUGACUUUGAAGUGGAACCUGAUCAAAUGAAUAGGACAUCUAAUUUUCAGUCUCCAAGUCCAUUGCCGCACACAGUUAGUUCCCCAAAUGUGAACUCUUUUGUCUACCCCAUUUCUGCAUUUUCAUCUAAUGGACGCACACAGCAGAAACGGCCCAGGAAACAUUCAACGGACAACUCUGACAAUAGUGAUUUUCCUGGUACUGAUAUUAUGCCUCCUACAACUCAGUUGCCCAGUUUUUCUAGUGCUUAUUUACAAGAGAUGAGCACACAGCCUAGUGGCUCCGGAUUGGGAUAUCUCAAUCAGACAAGAAAUGGUUCUAAUCAUAGCGCCGGGACCCCUGAUAGGCUAAUGGCAACCAGAGACGAUAACAUUGAUCCAGGACGUGGUCAAGCAUCGUGUAUGGAGUCUAAGUUAGAUACAAGUGUCAAUCUUUCUAAAGAAAUAAAGGGUAUUUACGACCACAGUGAGAAAGAUGGUCUGAUUUCAAACUCUGAUUCAGAUGGUGGAUUGUCUGGUGAGGACUCUGAUCAAGACCUUAGUUCAAGUUCUCUUACUUUUAAAGUUGAAAUGGAGUCGAAUGUUUCGUCUGAUGAGGAAGUGGAAAACUCUGAGAGCGAUGAGAGCAGUCACACUGAUCCUUAUUCGAGCCUAACUGACCAGGAGUCUGCUGUCAAGGCGAGAAUGUCCAGUGAAGGGAGUGGAAGGAAAAGACUUUGGAAGAAUGAAAGCUUGGGCUUGUCAUCCGGUUCAUCAGUGGGUGAAAGACCUAGUAAAAAGGUGACCAAACAUCACGUGAAGCUUGAUCGAGGUGGGAAUGAAGUCUCUCUAGACCUUCUGCCGAUCAAAUUAACUUCAGAGGCCAGAGCAACGCAAGGAAUUGAUGUCCCUAUCAUGGAGAAAAACCUCUCAAAGACAAAGAAAAAACCAGGAAAGGCGAAGACAGGUCCUGCUGUGAAGAAAAAGAAACGAGGCCAUUCUGAUGUUCCAGUUGUCAGUUUUGUAGACAAGUAUUUCUACUGUGGACACUGCAGCUGUGAGUUCAGGAACUGUGAAAUAUUUCUGCGACACUAUGUUGCCUACCAUGACGAUUUCUUCCCAAAGCUUUUGCGGAAGGUUUACACGCUUCAGAUGUUGAAUUAUGAUAUUGAGGAAGCAAUGAGUCUUUUACUCGAGUGUAAAAUCUGUGAGACUUUUUUCGCGACUGAAGAAGAGAGGACGAUGCAUCUGAAUAGCAUACACAAGGAUGUCAAGUGGCAAUGUUUACGGUGCGGGCUCGAGUUUGGGGUCUUGCAUGAAUGGAAUGAUCACCUUCUGUAUCACAGGCCCGAUCAGAAAUAUAAAUGUCUGAGCUGCAAUGAGGAGUUUGACUCCGUACGGAUGGCGACAGAACAUUAUAAAGGGAGCCAUGAUUAUGAAGAGGAAAAGCCUGUCUAUGGUGAGGGUAAACGAGACAAUGAGACCUUGAUUAAGCUGUUGUAUUCAGAUGAUUAUGGACAGAAGUGUCCGCAUUGUAACAGAUAUUUUGAUAUGUGGAAUUGGACCGACGCUUAUGGCCACAAGAGGAAAUUUCUCGCGGAUGACCCACGGCCUUUCAAAUGUGUCUGGUGUCCGAAAACCUACUUACACAAUGAACCAUUAAUUCGCCACAUAAGGGACCACCCACCCUUUUCCUGUCCACACUGUGACAAUGUCAAAUUUGAUCUGAAGUCAGAUUUACAGCUUCAUUUGAUGACACAUUUGGGACAGCAAAAUUACAUUGUUUUCAAUUGUAAAAUUUGUGGGAAAACGUUCAGUCAGGGCCUUGAUUAUGAAAAGCACAUGAAUUGUCACUACGGCAAAACAUAUCCUUGCGAACACUGUGAGAGAGCAUUCAUCACCAGGCGCGAGUUGAAGCUCCACCUAUUUAAUCAUUCAGAAACUAAACCAUUCAUUUGCGACACUUGCGGCAAGCAGUUCAAAGAGAAGCGCCCCCUAUUGGAGCAUAUUCGUAUCCACACUGGUGAACGGCCUUUCCAGUGUGAAUCCUGCUCGGCCGAUUUCCCGACUCGCUCACAGUUACGACAGCACCGGAAACACAAUCAUGAGGAACGCAAAUUUAAAUGCGACAAGUGUGAUUGGAAGUUUCCGAAUGCGUAUUUAUUGAAUCGUCAUUAUAAGAAACAUACCGGGAAUACCGGUUUCCGCUGUGAAGUCUGCUUUAAAGACUUGUAUGAUAAAGUUCAAUUGGAGUGGCAUAUGAAUACUCACACAGGUAUCAAACCGUUUAAGUGUCGUUUCUGUGACCGCGCUUUCUGUGCCGGGAAGAGUCAGUACAUUCACGAGAGAACAAUACACAAGGACCAGGUCUUGGCAGAGAAGUUUAACAGCCGUUGAGUAACCUUGAUUCUCAUUCCGACCUUGUACUAAUUUUGGACUAAUUUAGAGCAUUUUUGGUGGGGGUUAUCUCCUGAUUGGGAAGAAUAUGGGUGGUUACCUGACUGGAUUUACAGCGGAGUUGUAAAGCAAUUGGUGGGGGAAGUGGUGCUUGAAUGAUAUCUUUCUAGUCGGCAAACUAUAUUUAAAAUCGUUUUUGUUGCAGAUUGUGGUUUAAAGUGGUCCUGCCUGGCCAUUCUGGUUGUGAUUGCCGGAUGAAUGGAGGUCAUAAUCAAACACCAUACAUAUAUAUCAAUCAGUUGAGAGUUUUCAUCAAAGUAGGGGUAAUAUUGUGCACACCUUGGCCCGUUAUUGGACCUACUUUUUGACAGCCCUCAAAAAUGAACAUUUGUGCAAUAUAUUUGAAUUGCAAAGAAAAGUCCACUUAAAGGAGAUGGAUCACAGUUUAAGAAGCCUUUGCUUUAAAUGUUGUGGUGAUUAUUGUAAUAUCAAUAAGGUUGUACUUUCACUAGAAUAAACGCAUAUCAUUAUGUAUUUGAAAAGAAA
Molecule: messenger RNA, 4567 nt
Organism: Lineus longissimus
Lineage: Eukaryota; Metazoa; Nemertea; Pilidiophora; Heteronemertea; Lineidae
Product: zinc finger protein 888-like
Exons: 5
Coding region: 1286-4021 (911 amino acids)
Biological process (GO): regulation of transcription by RNA polymerase II
Molecular function (GO): RNA polymerase II cis-regulatory region sequence-specific DNA binding; DNA-binding transcription factor activity, RNA polymerase II-specific
Source: RefSeq, a predicted model, not a curated record